AAGAGGGAAUGGCAUAGGGUGGGCACCCGAACAGGCAGAGUAGCAGUGCCAGGGAGGUGGGCAAGGCCCUGUUGUGGCCUGCAUCUUGAAUGGGGGGAGACUUCCAGGGGAUGCGGUCUGAUCUUUCCCAGUGACGUCCUUAUGUGUCUGCCCUUUGUCUCUCCUCUGGGCGCACUCACUCGUGGGCCCUGAUGGCUAUACUGUAGAGCUGGUAGCCCCCCCCUUUGCGCCAGGUGCAGGGUGCGGCUGUGUCAGUGUAGGGGCUGGGUUAAGCCAGGGCUUCCUCCGUGAGAGGCCCACAGUGGGGCCUGACACCUGCAUUCUCCCCUUCAGCUGCUCUGCACCCAGCCAGGCUGCACCUCCUUUCUCACCGCCCUCACCACUUCACCCAGUCACAGGAAGAGGAGUGGGGUGUAGCUCGGUGCCAGAAGCGCCCCCCCAUUGGGCCUCAGCCUGGCCCAGUGCAGAGCGUGGGGGGGGGGGUUGCCAAGAUCUUUGCCCCUCUCUCAAAUGCGCGUGUUGUGAUUCCCCCCUCCCCCUCCCCCGCCUCUGCAUUGCAGCCUCGGCGCUGGCCUCGCCGAGGUGCUUCUCCCUCUGGCUGCCCGCCUCCCCCCCCCACUUCCAGGGAGGGGCCUGCGCAUUCCAGCAUGUCUGAGCCGCAGCCCGGCCGGGCCCAGCGCCAAGGCCGGCGGGGAGGGCAAGCAGGAGCCGGCCUGCGCCAUCCGGGUCGGGGUGACAGAAGACCCCCGAGUCCACCCCAGCUGACCAGAGCAAUCUGCUCCCUCGCUGCUGGCCCUCCAUGCAUUCCUUAGACGAGCCCCUGGACCUCAAGCUGAGUGUCUCCAAACUCCCGGAUGUCCGAGAGAAGUGUGACUGGGCCCUGGGUAGCACCAAGGGCCGAACUCUGUGCCAGAUUUCAGAGGACGAGGGCUACCUGGUAGCGGGCCCUGGCUCCCCUCCAGAGGGCCUCCAGCCGCACCCUCAAUGCCAAGACAAGAGAGACCAUGGGUUCUCCUCGCCUCCUACCAUUGACCUGAGCCUGUCCCCUUCUCCACCAGGCCGGGACACCCCCCCCAACGGCAACACAUCCGCCUCCCCAGACAGGCAGAGCAGUGGGGGGCUGGUGAACUGCACCAGCUUGCGUGACCUGCAGUCCCUGCGCUACCUUGAGAGUCUCCGCAGCUCCUUCCAGUUCUUCCUGCCUCUGAACUCAGGAGGGUCCCUGCACCUGCCCGGCUCCACUUUCCUGGCGCCCUCCAAGGAGAAGCGGCUGUCUUUGGAUACGGCUGUGCAGAAGCAGCUAGUGUGCCACUGGUCGAAGUGCAACCAGCUGUUUGAGCUCCUGCAAGACCUUGUGGACCACGUCAACGACUUCCACGUGAAGCCAGAGAAGGAUGCUGGCUAUCGUUGCCACUGGGAGGGUUGUGCCCGCCACGGCCGGGGCUUCAACGCCAGGUACAAGAUGCUGAUCCACAUCCGCACACACACCAACGAGAAGCCCCAUCGCUGCCCGACCUGCAACAAGAGCUUCUCCCGGCUAGAAAACCUGAAGAUCCACAACCGCUCCCACACAGGGGAGAAGCCCUACCUUUGCCCCUAUGAAGGCUGCAGCAAGCGCUACUCCAACUCCAGCGACCGCUUCAAGCACACCCGCACCCACUACGUGGACAAGCCCUACCACUGCAAGAUGCCUGGCUGCCACAAGCGCUACACCGACCCCAGCUCCCUCCGUAAGCACAUCAAGGCCCACGGGCACUUCAUCACCCGCGAGCAGCAGGAGCUGCUGAAGCUGCAGCCCCCCACCAAGGCCCCUCCACUCAUGGCCAAUGGACCAUACCUCAGCGGGGCACAGAUCAUUGUGCCUACUCCGGCUGCCCUCUUUGGCAGCCAUAGCCUGCCCCUCCCUCUGCCCCAUGCCCCCCUGGAUCUCAGCACCUUAGCCUGCAGUGGGCUGGGCACGGCCGCCAUUGCGGGCCUGCCCAGCCCCACGCUUGCCCCUUUGAACUUGGCCAAGAACCCCCUGCUGGCCUCCCCUUUCUCAGUGGGCAGCCUGGGGCUGCCAGUGGUGUCCUUGCUGGCUGGCACCUCUGCCAAGGCAGCUGUUGAGCGAGGGCAGGAGAGCAGGGCCCGGCCCUUCAAAGGCGACAUUGGUGAAAGCAGCCGAUGCAAGGAAACCAGUGAGAGAGUGAAACUGGCCAAGCUGCGGACAACCACAGACGGCCUCCCUCUGCUCCCUGGGGGCAUCCUGGACCUGUCCACUGGCAUGAACUCAGGGGCAACCGCGGAAACUCUGCCACCAGGUUGGAUGGUAAUCCCGGCUGGCUCCGUUUUACUGAAGGAAGCUGUGGUGAGCUAAGUAGGGAAGAGCAAGGAGGAGGACUGGAAGGGGACCUUCUGGUAUUCAAUCUGAGUGAGCGAUGCAUGUGAGCAAAGCAAUAAGAAGCUUCCCAGGGCAGCAGCCAGGAAUUCCACCCUCCCCUCUCUGUUCUGCCGAAUGCCAGGCAGGGCCGACCCAGGAGCGCCAAUGCAGGAAGCAGCGCUGGUGGGUUCAUCCCCAGCAAGACCUUCUCAGCCCGGCCCCCCUUUUCUCAGCCUUGCUUUAGCUCAAGAAUCACUGGGGGAGCCCACUUGAAGAAGCUUCCGCCCAAAGGUGCCGCUUCUUCUUUUGGCCCCUUUGGUGCUGGCAGCAGCCACACUGCAGGCCUUGCUGUGCCCAGUUUGCUCCUCUCUGCCUUUAGGGUGCUUCCCAUCCCCCGUUUUUUCUUUGGAGCCCAGCAGUGCAGCCCUGUGGCUCAGAGGCCUUUUCCUCCCCCACUUUGGCUGCUGUUCAGAAGCCAAUCCUGGAAGAGCUGUUAUCAGCUGCCUCCCUCCUCUCCAGCCCAGGGCUUCUGCCUGGUUCAGACCUCUCUGACAAGGCACACCAUGGCGUGUGCUGCUGAUGAGACAGUUCCCUGACACGGAGGAAUUGAACUGCGCACUUCCCUCCAUAAGCAGUUUCUUAUAUUAAAGCUGUGCAACAAAGGCAGUGAGGAUGAGAAGAUGGCAAAGCAUCCCCGGAUGAAGGUUCAGUCUGUGCUGGGUCCUGGGCUGCUUCUGCCCUGUAAACUUUGCAAGAGCCUCUUUUUUAUGGCUGGGGGGAUUCCCUCCCUUGCUUUUAGAAAAGCAGAGCGCUGGACAAGCUGGCACCUUUUAUGCAGAUCCAAGAUGACCUGCUACACUAACAGCAGGAAGCCAUGAACUUGUCAAGCCUGGCCAGGAGAUAGCUGGGACCUAGGGAUGGGUGGGAAAAACAUAGCCCAUCCCCUCUAUCAUAAAUGCAGGCCCUGCCACCGGCUGUACCAGCUUCAGGAGCCCAGCAGAGAAGCAGCAUUUGCUCUGCCUUUCGCCACUCCACCCCUUGGCUCCUGCAGCAGCCCAGAUCACCUCUUGACUGCCCUCCUUGUAUUGGUGGGUCACUAUGUUUCCAACCGCCUUUCCUAGACAAGGGCAUCUCUGGGUAUCCCCCUAUAUAUCCCACCCCUCAAGGGACCUGCAACUGUCCCUGUGCCAUCUACAUACCUCCCUUGAGCAGCCCCUACAGGCAAUUCCUGGCAAACUUUCAGUGGUCCACAUAGUCCCAAGGAUCCAGAACCACCUGGGCCGGGGAGCUGGACUCCCAAGCACAUGCAUGCUUGCUCGGGGCUCCCACUCAAAGCAUCCCGCUGGGCAAACUGGCCUCGGAACUGAUGCACGCAGGCUGCCAGUGUUUUCCUGUUUCUAAGUGCCUUUUGAUUGUAGGUUAUGUUGGGGGUGAUGCCCUCCUCUUGCCUCAGUUAUGUUAGUAUAGUUUUAAGACAGAAAAAGAUAAGCUAUAACUUGACCCACCGGUCCUCCAGAAGGGAGGAUGAUUAUGACAAGAACAAUAAAGUACACAAAAAAGC
Molecule: messenger RNA, 3920 nt
Organism: Ahaetulla prasina
Lineage: Eukaryota; Metazoa; Chordata; Lepidosauria; Squamata; Colubridae
Gene: GLIS2
Product: GLIS family zinc finger 2
Exons: 7
Coding region: 800-2356 (518 amino acids)
Biological process (GO): smoothened signaling pathway; regulation of transcription by RNA polymerase II
Cellular component (GO): nucleus
Molecular function (GO): DNA-binding transcription factor activity, RNA polymerase II-specific; RNA polymerase II cis-regulatory region sequence-specific DNA binding
Source: RefSeq, a predicted model, not a curated record